Ostreobium quekettii is the source of this 852-nucleotide messenger RNA. NCBI's taxonomy places the organism in Eukaryota, Viridiplantae, Chlorophyta, Ulvophyceae, Bryopsidales, Ostreobiaceae. The record is from the annotation of a GenBank genome assembly.
AUGUACGGCGACCGCAGUGCCCAGCAGGCGAUCCACGGAUGCGCCUCCGACGCAAUACAAAAGAUCCUCGCCACAAAGCGCACCGCCGAGCUGGCUGACCCUGCCAACCCACGAGACCCCGCCAAUGCGUUCUUCCGCUUCGAGGGCACCCUCCUACGGAUGGCUUUCCACGACGCCGGUACCUGGGACUGCGACAGCGGGCGGGGCGGUGCCAACGGGAGCCUGAGAUUCCCGGAGGAGGUAGACCAGCCAGCGAACGCGGGCAUGAGGGACGGCGUGCUGGCGCUGGUGGAGGAGUGGGAGGCGCUCAAGGCGGCGGGCUGCGGCGUCACCUUCGCCGAUCUGAUCCAGAUAGCGGGUGCUGAGGCUUGUUUCUUCACUGGUCUACCGCGCUUCACUGUGCCGAUUGGGAGGCGCGACGCCACUGGGCCGGAUCUCAGCACGACGCACGCGUUGCCUGGAACGAGCACGAACAUCGAGGACUUGAAAAGGAUUUUCAGGGCCAAUGGAUACAGUUUAAAGGUGACAAUGAACCUCCAUGACUUGGUGGCUCUCAGCGGCGCCCACAGCAUAGGCGUCUCCCGAACGCACCCAAAAUUGGGCCCAAUGGACGGCACCCCGGAUAACUUCGACAACGUCUACUAUCGCGAGCUUGUCAAGGAUGGCUGCAUGAAGAACGUGAACGGGAACAACUUCUGUUCCGAUUCUGCCCUCCUUGAUCACGUGGACACAGCGGCAUUGGUGGUGUCCUACAGGCUUUCUAACGGGCUUUGGUACAGGGAUUUUACCAACAGCUACAUCAAGAUGGGGAAGAUGGGGGUCAAUGGGGAAGGCACUAUGGGACCGUUGUAG